AUGACUGACCAUGCCGACGUAGGCUUCAGUAGAACAUACUGUACCAUCCACUUCACGCGUGGGACAGGGAAGCCCGAUGACUACUCCCAGCAACACAAACUCCAACCUGAAUGCACACGCCUUGGGUCCAGCCGGGCCUACCAGCAGCAGCAGAACUGUGGCUCGGGCAAAGGCACCCUGCCCAAGCUGGAUACUAAGCCCUUGGUUGUAAACAAUGCCAAGUACCAUCACCUGUCCGAAUGCAUCCUGCCCCACAUCACCAGCAAGGGCCUGCAGAACACCUGUGAUAGGCAGCUUUCAGGAACUAGACACCAGGAAAGCUUCCAGGAUGAGAGAUCACAGAGCUCCACAGUGGAGAGUCUGCCAGAGUCCAUCAACAGGAAGAACAAUCAGGAGCAGGAGAGGAAUAUUGAGGGACACAAUCUGCCCAUGUCUCCUGCAGAGGUCCUGAAGGUGUUCAAAGAUCGUCUGACUGAGCAUGAGCAGGAGGAGAUCAUGGACUACUCCGAGGUCUGGUACCUGGGCCUGGAUGCCAAGAAGAUGGAGGGUUCCCCCAGCCUGCCCCAUAACUCUGGCUACGACGAUGAGAGCGGAGGCUAUCUGAAGGUCGCGCAUGACCACAUAGGCUUCCGGUUUGAGGUGCUCGAGGUGAUCGGAAAAGGAUCCUUCGGACAGGUCCUGAAGUGCCUGGAUCACAAGACCAAUGAACUUGUCGCCAUCAAGGUCAUUCGCAACAAGAAAAGGUUCCACCACCAGGCCAUGGUGGAGUUGAAGAUCCUGGAUGCGUUGAGACGGAAGGACAAAGACAACCAACACAACGUCAUUCACAUGAAGGAGCACUUCUACUUCCGGAACCAUCUCUGCAUCUCCUUCGAGCUCCUGGGAGUGAACCUGUACGAACUCAUCAAGAAGAACAACUUCCAGGGCUUCAGCCAGAUCCUGGUGCGCCGCUUUGCCUACUCCCUCCUCAAGUGCCUGCAGAUGCUGCACAAAGAGAAGAUCAUCCACUGUGACCUGAAACCGGAAAACAUCCUUCUGUCACACAAAGGCCAAGGCAACAUCAAGGUCAUUGACUUUGGCUCCAGCUGCUACGAGCAGCAGAGAGUUUACACCUACAUCCAGAGCCGCUUCUACCGUUCCCCAGAGGUGCUCCUGGGCCAUCCCUACAGCAUGGCCAUUGACAUGUGGAGCUUUGGCUGCAUCCUGGCUGAGCUCUACACUGGCUUCCCCCUCUUCCCUGGGGAGAGUGAGGUGGAGCAGAUUGCCUGCAUCAUGGAGGUGCUGGGAAUGCCUCCAAAUGAUUUCUUGUCGACAGCGACCAGGAAAAGGCAUUUUUUUGAUUCCAAGGGCAAACCCAGGAACAUCACCAACAGCAGGGGGAGAAAGAGACAGCCCAACUCCAAGGAUCUGGCCAGUGUCCUGAAGACCAACGAUCCUGUCUUUCUGGAUUUCAUCAAACACUGUCUCACGUGGGACCCUAAGAAGCGCAUGACGCCCGACGAGGCCAUGCAACAUGAGUGGAUCCAGGAGGCCCGCUCCAACAAGUUUCGGCCCAAGACCAGCACCGUGAGAAGACCCAGGGAGAGCCUGAGCAACGUGGAGAACAACAAGAACAACAAGAUAGAGCAGCACAUUCCCCACAAACCAGCCCUCAUCAACAAGAUAGUUGACAAGGCAUUCUACAGCCCGUUCUCCAACGCCACAGACAGGCCCAAGAGAGAGAACUCUGUGAAGCUGGCGUCCGCCGAGCGCUUGCGUCCGAUCGGGGCUUCGGCCGAGGGCCAGAUGGGCGAGGGCAGGACCAAGAGCACCAGGGCUGUUAGCAGCAGCAAGCAGGAGGUAUCUAGGGAGAGAUCAGUCCACAUCGUCAUCAGACCCCAGCUGGAGUACACUGCAGACGCAGACAGGGACAGUCUGGAGCCCCAGCAGGGCCUGUCCCCCAUCACAUGAA
Salvelinus namaycush (lake trout) is the source of this 1951-nucleotide messenger RNA. Its product is annotated as dual specificity tyrosine-phosphorylation-regulated kinase 4-like. The record is from RefSeq and is a predicted model, not a curated record. The transcript is spliced from 14 exons. Lineage: Eukaryota; Metazoa; Chordata; Actinopteri; Salmoniformes; Salmonidae. Gene Ontology annotation, biological process: peptidyl-threonine phosphorylation; peptidyl-serine phosphorylation. Gene Ontology annotation, cellular component: nucleus. Gene Ontology annotation, molecular function: protein serine/threonine/tyrosine kinase activity; protein serine/threonine kinase activity; ATP binding. Bases 1 to 1950 code for a protein of 649 amino acids.